UCAGUGAAAAUAUGUUGAAGUAGUUGACUACAAUUUUGGGGGACUCUGCCCAGCUCUGAGUAUGAAUAGCGAUACUUAAUAAUUAAGUUACUCAAGUAAAAGUAAAAAAAAGUACAGCGUGAAAUUUUUUUUUUACAAAAAAGUUACUCAAGUAAACGUAACUUGAGUAAAUGUAACUACCAACUCUGUGAGUAGUAUACGGUUCUUAUCGUAGCGUUUGGUGUAAACCAUGCGCUUUUCUCUGAUAAACCUCUCCGUCUGCCUCAGCACCCUGGACAGCAUCUUCUCUCCGCUCCACCAAACGCGCCUCGGUGAUUGACAGAAGCGGCGGCCAUAGGCGGAUCGAUGCCGCUCCCGGAGCCCUAUGAGGCGGACGGGAAGACUCGGAGGGGGCGCUCGGAUCCUGACGCGGUUCUCCCCGGCUUCUAUAGGCCCGCUCGGUGUUUGCCGCGGUCGGAAGAGGGCGGAGUGCGUUUUGCUCAUCCAAGUGAGGAGCUCCCUGACUCUUAAAAAUAUAUAAAUAUAAUAUCAACAAGGCUCUUUCUCUACCCUUCCCUCCCUCCUUCCCUUCUCUUCUUCCUUCCGUGUCGUUUUGAUUCAGUGUAGCCCACACGCAGGGGGAGAACAUCCGCCGCACAGCAGAGCCAAGACUGAGAGGGGAUCUUCAACAUCAACAAGCUGCAUGAGCAUCUCUGAGAAGAGAGAAAAAGGACUAUCUCCCUGAUUCCAGCAAUAGAGGUGCAGGUGUUUCAGAAAUACAAGUGGUGUUUCGUACAAGUGGUGAUGCGAUGGUUUAGAGGAGCAGUUUUGGUCGAUUCUUCACAUCACGCCCGCUGGACGACACUGUAAAAUCCCCCCGCUUCCUCUUCAGACAUCUGUGGACGCUUUCUGCAGGGGGAGAUGGCUGUUCUCCGGCUCUCGUUGCUGCUGCAUGUGGGCUUUGUGAUCGGGUCGAGCCGGUUCGACGCGGACCAGUCAGCCGUUGGGCAGGAGGAGGUGGAGGCGAACCUGGGCGCUCGGCUGGCGCGCCUCCGUGCGCCUCGCCUCGUACCCGGGGAGAAACCGGAGGAGCAUCUGCCCCGGGUGGUCACGGCUUACCUGCACACGGGGGACUCGACCACCUUAAGGCACGCAAACUGCUCGAGAAAGUACGAGCUCACCUCUCUGCUGCGUGGAAGGUCACACGAAACCCCGCAUUACUCCAUGAGCGGCGUGUUGGAGACGGUGCUGCACGCAACCAACUUCCUCAACAUGAUCCUGCAAGCCAACAGGUCCAGGGAGCACAACCUGCGGCGAGACAUGGAGUGGUACCAAGCCCUGGUGAGGAGCAUCUUGGAAGGGGAUGCCAAGAUCCACCGGGCGGUGGUCACUUUCGGCGGGGAUGCGUCGUUUGCGGGGCCCCCGGUGCUCCUCCAAGCCACCAGGGCCGGCGGGGAGAUUGUGCUCCAAGACCUCCCCCGCAUGGCGCGCCGCCAUCUGCACAACCGCACCGCAGACACCGAGUGGUACCACGGAAUGAAGGAGAAGCAGCAGCCCAGGUUCCACAAAAGGGUUCUGAGCAAAGGUGGGGACGGAUCACCGGAAAGGGCCGAGAGUUUCAUCCCGGACCGAACGCAUGUCAAGUGGUCUGCGCCUUACCUGGAGUGUGAAAAUGGGAAUUUUGUCCCCCGUUGGCUUCUGACGCUGUCGGCAGCUUUCUACGGCCUGAAGUCCAACCUGGAUCCGGAGUUCAGGGGCGUGGUGCGGGUGGACGUUGAUCUACAGGAUGUUGAUAUCGACCAGUGCUCUACUGACGGCUGGUUUGCUGGAACCCAUCGAUGCAACCUGAGCACUAUGGAGUGUCUGCCGCUGCGUGGUCAUGGGUUUGUCCUGGAUAAAUACCAGUGCCAGUGUAAAAAGGGAUUCUACCACCCCAACAGAGUGGCAGUCAAUGGCUUCACAAAGCCUGGGAGAACGGGGAAAGCUGGAUCUGGUGGUCUGGGUGAAGAUGAAGGCUCCCCCAGCGACUGCCUGCCUUGCCAGCAGGAUUGUGCUUUCUGUAAAGACGACUCUCCCUGCGUGGCGCUGGAGGACGGCGCCUUUCGCUUGGCGGUGCUCUCCUUCCAGUGUCUCUGCAUGCUGAUCGCCUUCAUCAGCAUGGUGCUCAUAUACCACUUUCGCAGGAAUAAGAGCAUCAGAGCGUCAGGCCUGGUGCUCCUGGAGGCCAUUCUCUGCGGCGCGCUCCUCCUCUACUUUCCGGUGGGGAUUCUCUACUUCCACCCGAGCGUUUUCCGCUGCAUCCUGCUGCGUUGGGUCCGACUGCUGGGCUUCGCCACCGUCUACGGGACGCUCACUCUGAAACUCUACAGGGUGUUGAAGGUCUUCCUCUCCCGCACAGCCCAGCGGAUCCCCUACAUGACCAGCUGGCGAGUCCUGCGCCUGCUGGCCAUCAUCCUGCUCAUCGUCUGCUGGUUCCUGGUGGCGUGGACGUCUGCCGUCUGUCAGAACCCAGACAGGAAGUUGGCGCUCAUCGACGUGGGCCACACGCCCGACGGGAGUCAGUUCGGCAUGUGCCUCCUGGACCGCUGGGAUUACAUGAUGGCCGUCGCGGAGUUCCUCUUCCUGCUGUGGGCCGUGUACCUUUGUUACGCCGUGAGAACCGUGCCGUCAGCGUUCCACGAGCCUCGCUACAUGGCCAUCGCCGUUCACAACGAGCUGGUGCUGUCGGCCAUUUUCCACGUAAUCAGGUUCACUCUGGCUCAUGAACUCCACCCAGACUGGAUGCUGCUGCUGUUCUUCACCCACACCCACCUGACGGUGACGGUGACUCUGGGUCUGCUGCUCGUUCCCAAGUUUCUGUUUGCUGGAACCCACAUGAGGGAUGAUAUCGCCUCUGAGGCCUACGAGGACGAGCUGGACAUGGGUCGCUCCGGGUCUUACCUCAACAGCAGCAUCACUUCAGCGUGGAGCGAGCACAGCCUGGACCCCGAGGACAUUCGGACACCAGAAGAAAUGGGACAUCUCAGUUCUAUUAAUGGCUGUGGCGUAAGGUCUUGCGACAGCCUUUGGGAAAAACGUACCAACGAGGAGCUGAAGAAGUUAUACUCCCAGCUGGAGAUUUACAAAAGGAAGAAGAUGCUAGCGAACAACCCGCACCUGCAGAAGAAGCGAAGCUCCAAGAAAGGUCUUGGGCGCUCGCUGAUGAGACGCAUCACCGAGAUCCCAGAGUCUGUGCAUCGGCAGUGCAGCCGGGAAGACAAGGAGGUGGGAGACUAUGGGAGCAACCGGAACAGCAUCUGCAUGCUGAAGAAGAACCCUCUAGAUCCCAGUCAUCAGGUGAAACCAGCCAAGGAAGAGACGCUAAAGGACAAGGUUUUCUCUCUGAAGAAGUCCCACAGCAGCUACGACCAUGUCCGUGACCAGAACGAAGACGCCAACAGGGCUGCCGCAGACAAGAUGGAGACGGCCACAAAUGAAGGGUCGCUACUAGAUACGCUGAUGGGCAAAAAGCUGGUCAAGAAGAAGUCCAGUGAGACCAUCAACGCCCCCAGUGAAUCUACAGAGUCUGUUCCGUUAGUCUGCAAGUCGGCGAGUGCCCACAAUCUAACAGCCGACAAGAAACCAAUUCACCCCAGAGCGUCCAUGCUACAGAAGUCUUUGAGUGUCAUCGCCAGCGCCAAGGAGAAGACUUUGGGCUUGACUGGGAAGGCCCAGAGCUCAGAAGACAGCAAUAAGAAGAGUCAGCCAAAGAGUAGAGACACGAAGGCGAAUACAGAGACGGAGAACGACUGUCAGCCAAAGAUGAUCAUCAGCCAAUCGGUUGACUACAAACAAAGUGCAACCAAAGGCACGAUCAUGAAGCAGCCGGUGAGCGGCAGCCAGCCUGCAAUCUGCUCCGAUCCAGUCCGGGGAAAGGACCUUUACGAUGUCUCCGAAGUGUGUCCAUGGGAGUUGGAAGACCUUCCGACUCCAUCUGAGAACAAGAUCCAGAAACACGUCUCGAUAGCACCGACGGAGUCGACAACGAUUCAUGGAGGCAGCACCAAAGGGAGUAAAUCCCAGAAGCAGAAGGCCUCUGAUCAGUCUCCGUCAGCUGGAAAACACUCAAAGGAGAGUCAGAGGAUGACUUCUGUACGAGCCGAGGUCUGUCCAUGGGAAGAAGGAGGUGAGACUCAAACCAGUCUCUCAGAAGGACCAAGGCAACAAGUGUCCAGUCAGUCAAGGUCAAACAGGCCUCAUUCUACGUUAGAAAGCUCCAAAACAAAGCGAGCAGACAUUUGUCCUUGGGACUAUGAAGAGCAGCAGAAGGUGACAGAGUUAACCCGGUCUCCAGAUACAAUAAAGCAGAAAAAGAGCUCUUCUCCUGUGGAUGGACGAGGUAGAAACCCCAUUUCAGAUGCUCCCAAAGGGGUAACAUCUCUGCCCCUACCAACAACGAAAGCCGAAAUCUGUCCUUGGGACUACGACAGUGCUGCAGUUUCUCCAAAUACAGACAGGACACCCAGUCCAGCACAAGCACCCAAAGCUAAAGAAUCGCCCACGAUAAGGAAAGGCGCCCCUUCCACCAGGACGGUUGAGAAGGAAAAGUUAAAAGACACUGAGGAUGAGAAAAGUUUAACAAAGUCCUCAGAUAAACGUUUGAGCCAGCAGAAAUUGUCCGAGGUCUGUCCGUGGGACGCAGAGAGUCCACAGGAGGGGCUGCAGGUAGAGAAAAGGAAAAGCGCUAAUGUUGGAGCAGCCAAACCAAAGCAGGCUGAAGUUUGUCCGUGGGAUUUUGAGGACGUGUCGAGUAAGAAAGGCUCUGAUAAAAGUGCCCCAGUAGAAAAGCAGAGCAAUCCAAAUUCAAAAGCUGCGGCUGCUAGUUCUGCUAAAAAGGCCGAGGUUUGUCCCUGGGACUUUGACGAGAGCAAAUCAAGCAAGAAGGCAUGACACUCAACCUGAAUGGACCUCUGAAAUUAUAGUUAUCAAUGUAUAAUUUUUCUUUUUUCAAUUGCAAAGAGUUAUAUAUAUUACCUUUUACUAUUUGUAUGGUAACUUGGAAGCAAAGUUAACCCACAAGUUGCCUUCCUUUCUGAGGUUUUGUUCCAGCUUUACAUAUUUGGAAUAUGUACAAAACAACAAAACAAAGUCAAGAAGAGCAUUCCAGAUUACUACAGGGAAAUUCCUGGAAAUAAAAUUGUAGACCAAUUAUGCAACUGUUACACUUUAUGAGCAAUGUCAGACAUCAGCUUUCUCCAUCCCUGCAGUCUUUACUUUCUGUUUGCUGUCUGAUGUUUUUUUCACCCACAUGUGACAACAGAGUGAUAUUAUUGUGUGUUGGUUCCAGCUCAGAGUUUUGGUCUUUGUUGUCACAUCGAUGAGAUUUGGGUUGAAGUAUAGAACAGGAAGAGUCUGCAAAGUGUGAUGUGGUCUUUAACUUGUAUUUAAUGAGGAUUUGAUCCAAAAACAGAGGGAAAGUAACUCAAUAGCACCUUAGCAAACGUCAUAUAUUCAGAACAGAUUCUGUCUUUUAUGUACAUUUUAUUCUCUUAAUUUCCAUAUUAUAUCACUGGCUAUCAUACACACAGCAUAUAUAUAUUUUUAGAUCUAUUUAAUUGUAGUUCUCUACAGAUUAAAAUGCUUCCAAGUCUGUGGAGAUGUACUGUAUGUGCCUAACUAUUAGCAUCGUCUUGUAUCAGUCUAGAGGGAAAAAAGUGAUUUUUGUCUGGAUUUUGUGACGGUGAUCUAUAUUAACAGCAUGCACAGCCAGGUGCCAAGUAGCUGGACUCUACUUGUUUGUCAACUGAUCAGUGCUAAUGUUUUAGCUAGCGUUUUUCCCCCAUGAAACAGAUAGUUUUGGUCAUAUUUUUAUAUCCCUUAAAAGAUAAAAUGGAGAAUACAGAAGGAGGUCAUUUGCACUGGUCAAUACGCCCUGUCGCCAUUUCCUAGAUUAUUGGUUUUGGCCGUUUUGGCCCUGACUUUUGUUGCCGUCUACUAAGGGACAUUUUGUACCAACUGGGGAGAUUUUACACUUUGACCUCCCACAAUUUGUUGUAAUUUACUAUUUUAUCCACCAGAGGUCACUUAGGUUUAAUUUAAUAAGGGUGUAUUCACACCAGAGCGUCCCGUGGACGCGGCUCAAUUGGGGACCAAACCGGAACAUUUGCUACAUUUUCAGCAAAUGAUGUAAACCCUUUCAAAAACCUGUUCCCCUCCUCGCCUGUGGGGGCACUGCAGCAAGAAUCACUGAAGUAAACAACAUAAAAACUUCUGAAGAAGGUUCACAAAAUGUAAACAAAAGUGGAGUAGCGUCAGAUUUUAGUGGAUUUAGGAUUUCUCUUUUGUCUUCGGUAAAGGCUAUGAACUAUUUCUCCUGCUAGCGCCAGAGUCUCAUGUUUGUCUUGGUUCUUUUUAACCAGAAUGCCCUGUGUUGCAGUCUUCUUCCUGGUUUUGGAGCAGUCUCUGGCCCACUUGGCAUUCACAUAUCCAUUCAAACCGCACCAAAGUUCACCUCAAAUGAACCAAGACUGAGGUUUGUAGAGGGACCAGAGUUCACUUUUCUGAUCUACAUAAAGGUUCGGUUAAACGUUCUCACUUCCCCAAACGAACCAAACAAACAAACCAGAGUUUAAUUAAAGCGGAUUAAACAGGCCUGGUGUGAAUGCACCCUGUCUUAUUGACUAGCUAGAAUCAAUUGUCCCAAAUUGGAUUAGAACCAAAUAAUGGUGAUAAUCUCCAAUACCCUGGUACAACAAAAUGGGAGUAUGAACUGGCGAGGACGCGAACUGAAGUCAGUCCGACCCGGUUUUGUUUGGGAAUCCAGCAUGGCUCUUUAUGUUGCACCCAACGUGUUUGUAGAUGCAGUUUGAUGAAUUAUUCAUGAGGCUCGGUUUGUUUAUGACUAUUUAUCUCCGGAAUUCAUCAAAAUGCUUAACCAACAAUGGAAUGAGUAAAUUGCUUGUUUACGGGUGGAAAAAAAAAAAAAAAAAGAAUCAGCAUUUUGGGACAAAGUAUUUAAUGGGAGUACAAGUUGGUCCGAUGUUUGUGAUACCAGCAUGGAUUUUUGUGUUGCACUAAAUGUGUGUUUGUGGAUGAAACUUCAUAAAUCCACCAUAAAGAGGUGAAUCAGUAACCUGAAGAUCAACACAACACUAAAUCUCCUUUCAAAUAUCCACCCACUGCCUCAAUAAAAACCUAAAUAAAAAGAGUAGGCGAGCCAUUUGAAUGGAUUUACACAUAAAAUAAGACACUUUUUUCUUGGUUGCAUCUUGGGAUUCAUUGGAAAUUUUGCUAAUCUGAUUUUAUUAGAUAAAAAGAAAUCACUUUUCAUCAUUAACCUGGGUAAAAGAAACAAAAAUAUUUUAAUUUGAACCCAAAGGACCAAGCAGGUUUUAGGAAACAAACCAUAACAGUCUGUAGAAGUUAGCAGUCACGUCUGUGUAUCACAAUUUGAAUGAUUGUGAGUUUUUAAUUUACCAAAUUCCAACCUCUAACAGCUCUGCUCAUUUUUUCAUAUCAAUUCUGUUGCUUCAACUGAUCUAUAAUAAUGUUUAACAUACACUGAAAAAUAAGAAUGGGUGAUCCAGCUUGAAAAAAAAAUGAGUUAAUUUGUUACAAGUAAUUAAGUUGUCAUGUUAAACAAACUUAAAUAAAUUCAGUUUAACCAACUUAAUUUGAUUGCGUGUAACAAAUUAACUAAUUUGUUUUAAGUUGGAGCUCCAUUCUCUUUUUUUAGUGUAUUAUUUGCUGGGAGGUUUAACAAAAGGGAAAUCUGAGUUUAUGUGGGAGAUUUACUGUCAUGAGUGAUGAAUGACCUGCUCUUGUUUAUUGUGCUUUGAGUUUUUUUUAAAGAAAAUUGACUAUUUUAGAAAAUUUUACCACCUCUGAUUUGUGUAUCAUGAAAACAAUAAUAGUAAAUAAAGCAAUAUAAUAAUGGUAACUUUAAAAAAAGAGAUAUUUUUUAAUUUUAAUCUUCAAAUAUGAGUAGAAAAUACAAUGAGUGCAAUAUCUCAUCGUGAAACUAAAUAUCACAUUACAGUGAGCCCAGUUUGUUCUUUAAUUUGAAUAAUUCCUGCUCGUCAACUUGCUGUUUUAUUUUUCUUCUGUCCAUUGUGUGUGUGUGUGUGUGUAUUAAACUCUGUGAAGCAUACUGGUGUCUGUUAACUGUCGGUCUCUCUGGAAAUGAUCACUGUGUUUUAUCAUCAUCAUCAAGGAAUCGGUGCAAGUUUGAACCCGAACCGUCGUCCUUGUGCCAUCACAGACAAUGCCGUAUCUUGUAGCUUUUCUGUCCACUGGUCGUUAACCACGGUGUGUUUCUGUUCGGCUGACCGCGUUCAUUUAAACUGGACUCUUGUGACCGGACAGUGUCCCACUACGGCAAGUACUAGCAAAUCUACUACUACUACUAUUCAAUGCUGUAACGUCGUAAUUCUUGCUCUUGUGGCUUCUGCAUGAAUUCAAGAACUUAGUCGGACUGAUGUUUCACUGCCCUUGAUAGAACAAAAAAAGGAAAAAAUUUUAUAUUUUAUGGACUGUUACAAGUUGUAUAGUGAGUGACACUGUCCCCAACCCACUGUAUUUUGUGCUUGUUAUGACUAUUGCUCUAUGACAAGCUUAUAGCAUCAAUAUAUGGGAAUAUUUGGUAGAUUUAUAUUGUGUUAUAUUGUGUUAGCAUGUACAUAAAAGAUACCUCCUCUGCAAUAAAUAUUU
Messenger RNA from Gambusia affinis (western mosquitofish), 8667 nucleotides. It is a transcript of the gene gpr158a, whose product is annotated as G protein-coupled receptor 158a. Lineage: Eukaryota; Metazoa; Chordata; Actinopteri; Cyprinodontiformes; Poeciliidae. The transcript is spliced from 12 exons. The record is from RefSeq and is a predicted model, not a curated record. Gene Ontology annotation, biological process: G protein-coupled receptor signaling pathway. Gene Ontology annotation, cellular component: membrane. Gene Ontology annotation, molecular function: G protein-coupled receptor activity. Bases 901 to 4908 code for a protein of 1335 amino acids.